Molecule: messenger RNA, 3538 nt
Organism: Salvia hispanica
Lineage: Eukaryota; Viridiplantae; Streptophyta; Magnoliopsida; Lamiales; Lamiaceae
Source: RefSeq, a predicted model, not a curated record
GAGAAGCGUGCCCGCGCAAAAUACUUUUGCAUCCCACUCUGAUGGAGCCCUCCUCUCUCUCUCGCGGCUCCAAACGCCUGCAAGCCGGUACAAUCUCUAGAAUCCAUCUCGAGAACUUCAUGUGUCACAGCAUUCUCGACAUCGACUUGGGAGAUUUUGUUAAUUUCAUCACCGGUCAAAAUGGGAGUGGAAAGAGCGCAAUUUUAAUGGCACUUUGUGUAGCAUUCGGCUGCCGAGCUCGUGGUACGCACAGAGCGAACACUCUUAAGGAUUUUAUCAAAACUGGCUGCAGCUAUGCACUUGUUCAAGUUGAGAUGAAAAAUCAAGGUGAAGAUGCUUUUAAGCAUGAAUUGUAUGGAGACGUCAUCAUUGUGGAGCGUAAAGUUACAGACUCUGAUAGUGGAGGCAUCACAUUAAGAAACAAUCAAGGUAGGAAAAUUGGCACCAAGAAAGAGGAUCUUCGUGAGCUUGUAGAAUACUUUAAUAUUGAUGUAGAGAAUCCAUGCACAAUCAUGACACAAGACAAGAGUAGAGAAUUUCUGCAUUCAGGCAAUGACAAAGACAAGUUCAAGUUCUACUUCAAGGCAACACUUCUUCAACAAGUGGAUGACCUACUAAACGGUAUUGACAAGCAGCUACAAGAUGCAAAUGGCCUGAUUAGUCAUUUGGAAGAUUCCUUAAGGCCGGCAAAGAAGGAACUUGAUGAAUUACAGGAAAAGAUAAAAAACAUGGAAGUUAUGGAGGAGAUGUCACAACAGGUGCAGCUAUUAAGAAAGAAACUAGCUUGGUCGUGGGUAUAUGAUGCUGAUAGAAAACUUGAUGCGCAACAUAAGUUGAUUGACAAGCUAAAAGGAAGGAUACCUAGCUGUCAAGCGAAUAUUGACCAGAAUCAUCACAAGAUGGAAGAACUGAAUGAUCGAUUGGCAACAAAGAAAAAUGAAAUAUCAAAUAUGAUGGAAAGAACAUCUGAAGUUAGAAGAAUGAAGGUGGAUCUGCAGCAAAGUCUUUCUAUGGCUGUGAAGGAGCAGCUCGAGCUAACUGGGGAACAAGAGCGCAUAAAUAGGCAAAUUGCAAAUAUGGUUAAACAGGUCAGAUCACUCGAGAGGCACAUUCAGGAAAUGAAUGAGCAGUAUGACAAAAAUACACAGGCUGAAGAAAGUGAGAUGGUGGAAAGGCUUAUGGAGCUUCAAGUUGAAGUUGAGGAAGCCAAUGUCAACAUUCAGAGAUCGAAGGAAGAGGAGGAAAACAUGAGGCAAAGGAUAGCAUUGGUAGAAAAUGAAAUACAGCAGAUUUACUAUCAGAUUGAAGAUGUCGAGAAAAGCAAUCGUGAUAUUGCCUCGCGGAUACGUGAAAUCCAAAUGCAUCGAAGAAAUAAGGUUACUGCAUUUGGAGGUGUUCGGGUAACUAAUCUCUUACAGGCGAUCGAGCGGAAUCAGCAUAAAUUUAGUAUUCCACCCAUUGGUCCUAUAGGCGCCCAUGUGGAAUUGGAACAUGGAGAUCUGUGGGCUAUAGCUAUCGAAACUGCAGUUGGUGGGUUGCUCAAUGCUUUCAUAGUCACAGAUCAUAAAGAUUCUCGUAUCUUAAGAGCAUGUGCAAGGGAAGCAAACUAUAACCACUUACAGAUUAUCGUACAUGAUUUUAGAAGACAGAGGAUCAACAUUCCGAGGCGCAUGCUUCCGCAUACUAAUCAUCCCACUGCAUUGUCAGUUCUGCAUUCAGACAAUUCUACAGUACUUAAUGUUUUGAUUGAUACGGGUAAUGCUGAGAGGCAAGUGCUUGUCAAAGAUUAUGCAGUUGGUAAAACAGUUGCCUUUGAUCAAAGGAUACCAAACCUCAAGGAGGUUUACACAAUGGAUGGGUACAAAAUGUUUUACCGCGAGUCAGCCCAAACUAUUUUUCCACCAAAAAGAAACAUGAGGGCUGGCCGUCUCUCUGGUUCAUUUGAUGAUCAGAUUAAAUAUCUAGAGAGAGAAGCAUCAGAAACAAAACUGAAAGCCCAACAAGGCCGUGGACAGAAACGGGCCAUGGAGGAAGAGGUGAUUGAUCUUCAAAACACCUUAAGCAAUGUAAAGAGAAGGCGUAUCAAUCUGGAGCGGCAAUGUAUGUCGAAAGAAUUUGAGCUGAGAGAUGUAAAGAAAUUACUUUCAUCCGAAGCUAAUGCAGCAGAUGACUCUAAUCUGGAUGAGACUCGUCAAGAGAUAUCUAAACUGCAAGAUGAAAUACAAGAAAAAAUGUAUUUGCUAGAGAAGGUUCAGAGUCGAGUGAAUGAAGCAGGAACUAAAGCUAAAGAUCUUAAAAUGUCAUUGGAGAGUCUUUGUGAUUCGGCCAAGGCAGAAAUUGAUGCAUUAGCAGAAGCAGAGAACGAACUGAUGAUGAUUGAGAGAGAUUUACAAGAAGUCGAAAGGGUUAAAAAGCACUAUGAAGGAAUUAUGCAAACUAAAGUCCUUGCUGACCUAAAAAAUGCUGAGACUGAGUAUAGGGAGCUUGAGAAUAGCUGUCAGGAGAAUCGUCGCAAAGCAUCAAUUAUAAUUCCCGAGGAUGAGAUUGAGGCAUUAGGAUGCUUUAAGGAAAGCAAUCCUGAGAAUCUCAGUGCCCAACUCACUAGGUUGACCGAAAGACUUAAGCGUGAGACCCAAAGAUUUCCGGAAUCUAUUGAUGAUCUCAGAAUGUUAUAUGAGAAAAAAGAGCGGAAAAUAUCAAGAAAACUGCAUACUUACAAAGCCUCCCAGGAAAAAAUGGAAGCAUGUGAAAAGGCACUAAACUUGAGAAGGAGCAAAUUCAAUAGGAACGCAGCUCAUCUGAAACGUCAGCUGACAUGGCAAUUCAAUGGUCACUUGAAAAAGAAAGGGAUCAGUGGUCAAAUCAACGUUAGUUUUGAAGAUCAGACUCUCUCAGUAGAGGUAAAGAUGCCACAUGAUGCAUCAAGCAGCUCUGUUCAUGACACUAGUGGACUUUCAGGUGGUGAAAGAUCCUUCUCCACAUUGUGUUUUGCCCUUGCACUUCAUGAGAUGACAGAAGCACCUUUUCGGGCAAUGGAUGAAUUUGAUGUAUUUAUGGAUGCAGUAAGCAGAAAAAUCAGUCUGGAUGCUAUAGUGGAUUUUGCUUUGGCCCAAGGUUCCCAGUGGAUAUUUAUAACCCCCCAUGACAUUAGUAUGGUUAAAAAUGACGAAAGGAUCAAGAAGCAACAAAUGGCUGCUCCUCGCGGGUGACCAUUCAGAACUGCAACUUGUAUCGUAAAGUUCUGUCCAUUCUCAUGGUUUUUCUUUGAUUAUCUUUUUUCCAUCGGGUGGUCUAAGCUUUGUCUAUUGAAGAUUCAACUGUAGGUUUAACUGGGUUCGGAAAUUGCGCAGGUUUUGCCUACAGGUUCACUUAAUCAAUGAGUCAUGCUGACAAGUUGUUGGUGAACUUUUUUUCCAGAUAGUAUUAGUUUAGGCAUUUACUUUUCCUUAUUUGAUAUUUGCCAAUUUCCAGCUUUGAUCCAUACUGAGAUUUACAUCCCAACACAUUUUCUAUGAAAAUUUUAUGGUUUUAUAUGUUA